Messenger RNA from Monodelphis domestica (gray short-tailed opossum), 3019 nucleotides. It is a transcript of the gene WIF1, whose product is annotated as Wnt inhibitory factor 1. Gene Ontology annotation, molecular function: signaling receptor binding. The record is from RefSeq and is a predicted model, not a curated record. Gene Ontology annotation, biological process: anatomical structure development. NCBI's taxonomy places the organism in Eukaryota, Metazoa, Chordata, Mammalia, Didelphimorphia, Didelphidae. Gene Ontology annotation, cellular component: cell surface; extracellular region.
CCUGGAUGGACUGGGACCUUCAAGAACACUUGUUUCUUUCAUGCCUACAACCUCUGCCAACACAAUUCUGACUCCUUGGGGAAUGGAAGGCUGUUCUUUCUUUCGUGGCCCUUUCCGAUGAUCUAGACUUGACGGAGUGAACUUGGCACUUGGUACUCUGCUGCACAGGGUCUGUGCCAAACUUUGGGGCUCUCACGUGCCCCUGAUACAGAAGGUGCUGAAAAGGCAGCAUCUUAUUCCUAGGGACAUUGUUGCCAGCAUAACUUUCCCAAGAGUCAGAGUGAGAACUCUCUGUCUCUCUGUCCCUGUCUCUAUCUCUCUCUGUCCGUCUCUGUCCCUCUCGUUUUCUCUCCUAGUUUUUGUCUGUUUCUGACUCUCUGGUUUGGGGGCGGGGUUGGUAUCUCUUUUCUGUUGCUAUCUCUAUCUCUCUUUGUCUCUGUGUCUCCCUGACUUGGGCUCUGUCUCCUCGUUUUGGUCUGUUUCUGUCUCUGCCUCUGUCUCCCCUUAUUUUUGUCUCUCUCUCUUUUUUCUGUCCCUGUUCUGCCUAUUUCUCUCUUUGUUUGGUUGACUGUCCCUCUCUGUUUCUGCUUGCCUAGGUCUUUCUUUCUCCCUUCCCUCCCUGUCUUCUUUCCCCUCCCACACUGUCUUGCUUCUUUGGGAUUUGGGGUUUAGAGGUUGUUGGCUUUUUUCACUCUCCUUUUUCCAGUUCCUCCUCCUUUCAUUCCCCCUUUUUUUCCUCUGGCCCCCUCCUCUUCCCUCACCCCCUCCCUCUCUCGCUAGCUCAUAUCCUUGCUCUUUCUGCAGCCAGGAGAGGCCAAAAGAGAGACUCGGCGGUGUAAGAAGGAGCAGCCAGGGUAGAGGGAGUGCUAGAGCCGAGAAAUCAACAGGCUCGAGCGGGUGGGGCAGGAGGAGAGUUUCCGCGGGGCCAGAGUUGCAGUGAAGUACCCUCAAUCCGUUCUGCUGACCAGCAAUGGCCAGGGAAAGCUUCCUCCCUUCCCUUCUAGUACUGCUCUGUAGCAUCCUUCCAUGGCUUUUCGUGCUCCAAACUGAAGCUGGGCCACAGCAGGAAGACAGCUUGUACAUGUGGAUUGGUGCUCACCAAGCCAGGGUCCUCAUAGGUUUCGAAGAGGAUAUCUUGAUUGUUUCGGAGGGGAAGAUGGCCCCAUUCACUCACGAUUUCCGAAAAGCUCAACAGCGAAUGCCGGCUAUUCCUGUUAAUAUCCAUUCCCUGAACUUCACCUGGCAAGCCACAGGAAAAGCUGAAUAUUUCUAUGAAUUUCUAUCCCUCCGGUCUCUGGAUAAAGGCAUCAUGGAUGACCCCACCAUCAACAUCCCAUUGCUUGGGACGGUUCCCCACAAGGCAUCAGUUGUUCAAGUGGGAUUCCCAUGUCUUGGAAAACAAGAUGGAGUGGCAGCAUUUGAAGUGACGGUGAUUGUAAUGAAUUCUGAAGGCAAUAUCAUCCUCCAAACUCCUCAGAAUGCCAUCUUCUUUAAAACAUGCCAACAAGCUGAAUGCCCAGGAGGGUGCAGAAAUGGAGGCUUUUGUAAUGAAAGACGGAUCUGCAAAUGUACUGAUGGAUUCUAUGGGCCACACUGUGAGAAAGCACUCUGUACACCACGAUGCAUGAAUGGCGGACUCUGUGUUACUCCUGGCUUGUGUAUCUGCCCACCUGGAUUCUAUGGUGUAAAUUGUGAAAAAGUCAACUGUUCAACGACUUGCUUUAAUGGAGGAACUUGCUUUUACUUAGGAAAGUGUGUUUGCCCACCAGGACUGGAGGGAGACCAGUGCGAGAUAAGCAAAUGCCAGCAAGCCUGUAGAAAUGGUGGGAGAUGUAUUGGGAAAAAUAAAUGCAAAUGUUCCAAAGGCUACCAAGGAGAUCUCUGCUCCAAGCCCGUCUGCGAGCCUGGUUGUGGAACUCACGGGACCUGCCAGGAACCCAAUAAAUGCCAAUGCAGGGAAGGCUGGCACGGACGACACUGUAACAAAAGGUAUGGAGCCAGCCUCAUGCAUGCCCUAAAGCCACCAGGCACCAAGCACAGACAGCACACGCCUUUACUUAAAAAGACCGAAGAGAGGCACGUUCCACCUGAAUCCAAUUACAUCUGGUGAACCCCAGCAUGUGAAACGUUUUAAGUUACACCAAGUUCAUAGCCUUUGUUAACCUUUCAUGUGUUGGAUGUUAAAAUGCUGUUCAUUACAGGGAAGAAUACUGGCCUGAAUUUUAUUAGCUUCAUUAUAAAUCACCGAGCUGAUCUUCCUUUUAAGUUUUCUAAGAGCUUCUUUAGCAUGGUGGCGUGUCUCGUUUCGAGGCUUUCUAAACAACGUUUGCGUUAGAAAAUCCAUUGAUCGAGUUAAACUUAGCUGAAGAUGAUUUCCAAAACUGAAAAUGCAAUAAGGUAGGUGACCAUGGUAUAUUCUAGAGAAGUCACCCCUGACUUUAAAAGACAAACAAAGACAAAUCACGCAGACGGGAUUGGGCGAAGCAAUGAUUGCUAUGAUUGGCUAACUAUGUUUUGCCCUUUUAAAAAAAUCCUUAUUAUCAUUUAGAUUUAGACCGAAAUAUUGGAUAUUUAAUACAUAAAUAUGGAUAUUUAGAACAUCGAAAUAUCUGAUAUUUAGAAUAUCUAAAUAUGGAAUAUUUAGACAUAAAUAUUGGAUAUUUAGAAUACUUAUGUAUCGGGUAUUUAGACACAAAUAUCUGAUAGUUAGAUCUAAACCAUAAACAUUUAAGGUUGUAUUGGUUUUUUUUAAAGAAAAAUGAAUUCAUGAUUUUUUAAAAUUUCAGCAUAAUAUUUUGAUUUCCCUGUUUUUCCUAAUUUUCAAUAUUAAAAAAACGCACUCUGCUAAGUGGCAUUUAUACAAUAUAAUAUAUUGUAUACAGUAAAGUAGAAAUAUAAUGUAUGAACUUUUUUGCAUUGGCUUGAAGCAAUAUAAUAUAUUGUAAACAAAGCACAAGUCUUGUAUAAUAAACUGUAUGCUGACUGAUGUGUAUAAAAUAAAAAGGAGGCUUUAAUUUUC